Molecule: messenger RNA, 1837 nt
Organism: Orbicella faveolata
Lineage: Eukaryota; Metazoa; Cnidaria; Anthozoa; Scleractinia; Merulinidae
Product: small ribosomal subunit protein uS7m-like
Biological process (GO): translation
Cellular component (GO): small ribosomal subunit
Molecular function (GO): RNA binding; structural constituent of ribosome
Source: RefSeq, a predicted model, not a curated record
UCUCACUCUCGUUAAAUCCAAGAUGGCGGCAAGGAAAGCUUCUGUGCUUCUGAAUUGCCUAUCAUGCUCGAGGCAAAAUAAUAAGUUUCUUGGAGCUAUUACGAGGCAUUUAAUUUUUUCAAGAGCUGCAAUAUUUAAACCAUCAUUGAGAAUACAAAGUUGCUCUGUGGUGGCAAGGAGUCUGAGCUCAGCAGUUUCAACAUUAAGUAUUUCACAUGCAGAUGAAAAGGAUGAAGUGACUAAAGCUGCAGAUUCUAACUUGAAUGAAUCUAUGUCUGACAAUAAAGUAGAUGAUGUAGCAGAAGUGCAUUCUUCACUUGCUACACUAGACAUUUUAGACAAAGAUGAAAAGUUGGAAAUUCCAAGAGCAGCAGAUUCUCACAUAACGACAUCAGUAUUUGACAAUGAUGUAGUCAAUAAAUUUGUAAACUGCAUGAUGUGGGAUGGCAAGAAGUCUCUGUCACAGAAAAUUUUUAAGAUGGCAAUGGAGGAAAUUAAAAAGGAUCAACUUCAGAAGCAAAGGCAGUCAUCUACACCUGACUUAAUAGAGACAGAUCCACUACAGAUUUUCCUUGCUGCAGUUGAGAAUUCCAAACCAGUCAUAGGGGUCCGUGGCACUAAGAAAGGAGGUAAAGUUUACCAGGUCCCUACGCCUCUUACCCCUCAGCGUCGUCGGUUCCUUGCCAUGAAAUGGCUGAUCACUGCAGCUCGUGAGCAGCAGAAGAACAAAAACAAAAAUGCCCGGAUGUACAAGAAGCUAGCCAAAGAGUUAAUUGAUGCUUAUAACAAUGAGGGUACCGUUAUAAAAAAGAAGCAGGAACUUCACAAAAGAGCGGAAGACAACAGAGCAUACGCGCAUUUUCGCUGGUGGUAGGCAACUGUGAGUUCCCUUACCAGUCUCACAAGGGAUUGCGAAAAGGAAAGGAAUCCUCUUCUUGGAAUGUCCAAUAAUCUUUAAAGCCAUCCCUUUUCCAAGUCCAAUUCGCCGCUCUGUCAUCCGUUAUUUCAAGCGCUUGGAUCACAUCUUGCACGAUCUGCAUUUGGUUGAGAAUUUCCAUAUAAGAUGGUCAUACAAUGUGUAAAGUAAGGGCAAAACACACACAGGGAAGAGGGAAAACCAAAGGGAAGAGUAAUGACGGAGUAACUCUUUACUGUUAAACAUUUCUUAUUCUAAUUCUGAUAGCACAUUACAUGACGCAUCUAUAAUUCAGCAACCGAGGAUCAUUCUGGGCCAAUAAUCACAAGCCCUUGCAAAGGCUCGCGGGUGAGGUAUAGGUCCAAAACAAUCUCCGGCUGGCGCAAGGAAAGCAAAAUCUGCUGACGAGGAUCUCUGAGGGAAGCUUCUGGGAGAACGAGUUCGGCUUGUAUGGCUAUCGACCAAGGCCUCAAUUUCCGUGGCCUGUUCCUAGUAUUCGUUUGGUUCGGAACGAAGGAAAACGCGAGAGGGGACUAAGCCGAUAAUCGUUUUUCCCUUCGUACGCACCCAAUCAUUUGAGAUCCUGAUCUAGGCUAUGAUUUGCGGCGCUCUCUCGAGUGACUGGAAACUUGAGGCUACCUAGUACUUCUAAAGGGGACCUGGUUUUAGAAGUGAUCCUCAUACAUACAUACAUAGACAGUUGGUGCCAGAAUAAAGUCAGAGGUAGUCGUUGGAUAUGACUGAAUGCCCAUGCUGUUUUGUCUGAUUUUCUCAGAUGUUCGUUGCAGAAAAGGGACUGUUAAUUUGACAAUAGGGUCAGCUGAUAAGGAAAUCAGACAACAAAGCUCUUUUUUUCCUUCGAUUUUUUUAAUGUGUUUGCCAUUUUUGUUAGAAGUAUAGAGCUCCUCUGGGUCAAAAAAA